UGGGUGGAGGCUGCCGGACCAGGAGGGGAGAAGGAAGCCUGGAGCGCGAUGGCCAAGACCACCCACUACGUCGCAGCCUCCCAGGGAGACCCUCCUGCCAAAGCGGUACCCAACGGCACCUCGGCCUCCCCCCGUCCGCCUCCCGAGGAAUCCAUGCAGCUGAAGAAGGAGAUUUCCCUCCUGAACGGCGUCUGCUUGAUCGUGGGCAACAUGAUCGGCUCGGGCAUCUUCGUCUCCCCAAAGGGGGUCUUGAUGUACAGUGACUCCUACGGCCUCUCCCUCGUCGUCUGGGCCGUGGGGGGCCUCUUCUCCGUCUUCGGGGCCCUCUGCUACGCCGAGCUGGGCACCACCAUCAAAAAGUCGGGGGCCAGCUACGCCUACAUCCUCGAGGCCUUCGGGGAGCUGCCGGCCUUCAUCCGCCUCUGGACGUCCCUCCUCAUCAUCGAGCCCACCAGCCAGGCCGUCAUCGCCAUCACCUUUGCCAACUACCUGGUGCAGCCCGUCUUCCCGUCCUGCGAGGCCCCGUACGUGGCCGGCCGCCUCUUGGCCGCUGCCUGUAUCUGCUUGCUGACGUUUGUGAACUGCGCCUAUGUGAAGUGGGGCACCCGGGUGCAGGACCUGUCCACCUACGCCAAAGUGCUGGCCCUCAUAGCCGUGAUCAUCGCCGGCAUCGUCUGCAUCGGACAAGGUACUCCGUCUUCACCCUGGAACUUGCCCCUGUCCAUCGGCAUCUCCAUGCCGAUCGUCACAGUGAUCUACAUCAUGACCAAUGUGGCGUAUUACUCGGUGCUGAGCAAAACGGACAUACUGGCCAGCGAUGCUGUGGCUGUGACCUUUGCCGACCAAGUGUUCGGAGUGAUGAAUUGGACCAUUCCGUUGGCUGUAGCGUUGUCCUGCUUUGGAGGCCUCAAUGCCUCCAUUUUAGCAGCCUCCAGGCUGUUUUUUGUCGGUUCCCGCGAGGGACACCUGCCCGAUGCCAUCUGCAUGAUCCACGUCAAGCGGUUCACGCCUGUCCCGGCCCUUCUCUUUAACGGGGCCAUGGCUUUGAUCUACCUCUGCGUCGAGGACAUCUUCAAGCUGAUCAACUACUACAGUUUCAGCUACUGGUUCUUCGUGGGCCUCUCGAUCGCAGGUCAGCUCUACCUGCGCUGGAAGGAGCCGUCGAAGGAACGGCCACUCAAGCUGAGCAUCAUCUUCCCGGUGGUCUUCUGCCUCUGCACCAUCUUCCUGGUUGCCGUCCCCCUCUACACCGACCCCGUCAAUUCCGCCAUUGGGAUCGCCAUCGCCGCGUCCGGGCUGCCUUUCUACUUCCUAGUGGUGCGGGUCCCCGAGCGCAAGAGGCCGGAGUGUCUUCGGCGGGCUGUCGCCUCCGUGACGCGGCUGAUCCAAAUCCUGUGUUCGUCUGUCCUGACGGAGAUGGACCCCGACACGACAGCCAAGUCUCUGAUGGAGGGGCUUGCCGUGGGGGGGGGGCUCUCCUCCCCGCCCUCUCCUUUGAUGACGGACUCUUUCCUGUCCUCUAAUUUAUUGUUUGCUACGUCGCUGGACUGGGGGGAUGGAUAG
Gekko japonicus is the source of this 1563-nucleotide messenger RNA. RefSeq names its product solute carrier family 7 (amino acid transporter light chain, y+L system), member 7 (gene SLC7A7). Gene Ontology annotation, biological process: amino acid transmembrane transport. The transcript is spliced from 9 exons. NCBI's taxonomy places the organism in Eukaryota, Metazoa, Chordata, Lepidosauria, Squamata, Gekkonidae. The record is from RefSeq and is a predicted model, not a curated record. Gene Ontology annotation, cellular component: membrane. Gene Ontology annotation, molecular function: basic amino acid transmembrane transporter activity; L-amino acid transmembrane transporter activity. The coding region runs from base 49 to 1563 and encodes 504 amino acids.